AUGUCAAAACCCACGAUUGAAAAGUUUGAUUCAAAUUAUCUUGAUUGGACAGAUAAGGUUCCAAAGUGCCCUAUAUACUUUCCAAGUAAAGAAGAGUUUGAGGAUCCUUUGGUUUAUAUGCAAAAGACAACUUUAGAAGCUUCAAGAUUUGGUAUAUGCAAGAUUGUUUCGCCUUUGAGUGUUCAUUGGUAUAGUGUUGACAAGAGAGAAAUCCGGUUAGUGAAGUGCCCAAAAUGCCUGAAUGUUCUGCCAGAGCUGCCAGAUAUUCCGGUGUACGCAUGUGGAGGCUGCGGUACAAGACUUCAAGCAAAGAAGCGGAAUAAAAGUAUCGUCGACACCACAUCACAGAGGCCAGAUGAGGGUUCUUCGGGAAAACAGAAAGUGGACAGCGUUUUUAUUGAUCAAGAAGCUUGCAGCAGCUCGAAUCAACAAUCUCUGCUUAGUUCCAUUGAUGAGUCAGUUCAAAAUGGUGAUCAUAAUGAUCUUAAUUGCUCAAUUAAAGAUCAAGAUGCAGCUGAUAGAGCUGAAAAUGGUACAGUUCCACCACCGACUGUUGUUGUAGAUUGUUCAUCUGAAAAAUUGAAACUGAAGCAAGUUUCUGAUAAUCAAGAACCCUGUUGUAGCUCAAAUCAGCAGUUAGUAGUAAGUUCGAGCGAUGAGCCGGAUCAAAACAUUCAUAAUGAUCCUCGUAGCUCGACUGAGUUUUCGGGUAAUGAAGAUCCACAGUCGUCGCCUGAAGCCAUAACUCAUAAGGGAAUCAAUCAACAACAAGAACAAAUACAAGAACAUGAACAAGAACGCGUUACAGUUGUUGGAGUCGAGCAUUCCUCAGGUAAACAGAAAAUCGAGCAGCUUUCUGCUGAUAAUGAAUCUGGUAACAGAUUUACACAACUAUUGUUGGUUGAUCCAAUGAAUGAGCUAGACCAAAACAAUGAUUGUACUGAACAUCGUAACUCGUCUGAAGAAAAUCAACAAGAAUAUAUCAGAAUAGAUCAACAACAAGAACAUGAACAAAAUCAAAGGCGUUCUCAAGAUGCAGGUAAGCAGCAAGAAAACGUUACAGUUGAUGAACUCGAGCAUUCCUCUGCGAAACAGAAAACCGAGGAGCUUUCUGAUAAGAAUGAAACUGGUAACAGAUUUGCACACCUAUUGUUGGUUAAUCCAAGGUAUGAGCUAGAACGAAACAACGACCAUAAUGAAGAUCGUAGCUCAUCUGAGCUUUCAUAUCAUGACGAGCCAGAGUCAUCACCGGAAGCCACAGUUCAUGACAGAGUCAAAUGAAAAGUGACUGAAUUCGUAAGCUGUAAAAAAGAGUUUGGUGUUAAAGAAAGCAGUAAUGAAUUUGAAAAAACUAUCGCUGAUACGAGAAACUAUCCAAACAUUCAAGCAUCAGGUACAAACAUCUCAUAAGAAAAUCUGUUGCAGUUUGAAGGUCUAUUGUAAAUUUCACAAACAUCUCAUACGAAGAUUUCUCAGGAGAACUAUUGCAUUCUAUUCUAUUUAUAAAAUUUGUUUCGAAGAAUUAGCGUUUGAAGAACUUUUGAUUGUUAUUGAGGCGAGGAUCGGUAUUGUGAAAUCAUUAUAUUUCCUGCCAUCAAUAAUGCACUGGCUUAAGUCUUUAAUGUUGGCUAGCCAGCUUCGGGAAGAGAUCGCUGGCCACAUGACUGACAUACACGUCUCAAUCUCACUGGUACCCUGCUUAUCUUCAUGCUCCCAUGAUCAGUUCUCCAAACCUUCCUCCGAACAUUUCCGCCCUGUUGGGGAAGACAAAAAUAGUGGUGAAGUGUGUAGACUUUUUGAUGUUGGAGGCCAAGGAAACGAGAGGAAAUGGAUUCAUUUAUUUGAAGGUGCUAGAGCUGUCAUAGUUUGUGUUGCUAUUAGCGAGUAAGAUUAAUUAAACCAGAUGUAUUUGAUAAUAUAAACAUCUCCAUUUAUCUAUUGUGUUCAUGGUUGCAAGUCAUAGAGAUGGCAAAAUGUAUGGGUGUAUCUGUAGACAUGAGGGUACAAAAGGCUUCUGUUGGUUGUGUAUUU
This is a messenger RNA of Helianthus annuus (common sunflower), 2031 nucleotides long. Its product is annotated as protein ENHANCED DISEASE RESISTANCE 4-like. Lineage: Eukaryota; Viridiplantae; Streptophyta; Magnoliopsida; Asterales; Asteraceae. The record is from RefSeq and is a predicted model, not a curated record. The coding region runs from base 1 to 1281 and encodes 426 amino acids. Gene Ontology annotation, biological process: regulation of defense response to fungus. The transcript has 8 exons.